ACAUAAGCCACACUAAGCUACUGGCCAUUUCAGACUAAAUAAGGCUGUAGCAGCAAAACUCAUCAGUGUUUUUAAUGGAGGGAGUUUGCGUUUUAUUGUUUCUGAAUUAGCUUUUAAAUUUUAAGUGCUAUAUUGUGUUAUUUACUAUUCAAAAGUUACAUAGUGUUGCUUUAAAGUUCCCUGAGUUUUUCCAAAAAUAACAUCAGACAAACCCAUGUUGUUGUUUUAUAGUUAUAAUUUUGACCAUUUAAGACAUGUUCUACAAAUGUAUGUUGUCAUUACCCCUUUUAGCAGAACUACAUUUUUAAAUAUCCUGAGAAAAAUUUGAAAAAUAUGAGACCUUUCAUAUAUUGGACUGAUGCUGUUGCAAAUUUAUACUGGCAGUGAUUUUUAUAUCUAUGGUUUUCUCUCCAGUGUCACCAUGUCUGAUUUAGAAGAUCAUGGUGCUCUGUCAAUCUUUCUUUCUCCAGAAGAAGAUGAGGAGCAGGGAGAAGGAGAAGAACGCCCCAAAUACAAGCCAGUGGUCACGCAGCUAGCUGCCCCCAAAAUCCCUGAGGGGGAGAGGGUUGACUUUGAUGAUAUCCACAGGAAAAGGAUGGAGAAAGACCUCCUGGAGCUGCAGACUCUGAUUGAUGUCCACUUUGAGCAGAGGAAGAAGGAGGAAGAGGAGCUGAUAGGACUCAAAGACAGGAUUGAGAGCCGCCGGGCAGAGAGAGCAGAGCAGCAGCGUGUGAGGGCUGAAAAAGAGCGGGACAGACAGACACGGAUUGCGGAGGAGAGACAGAGGAAAGAGGACGAAGAGGCCAAGAAGAGGGCGGAUGAUGAGGCCAAGAAGAAGAAAGUGCUCUCCAACAUGGGGGCUCACUUUGGAGGGUUCCUGGCCAAGGUAGAGCAGAGGCGAGGCAAAAGGCAAACGGCGAGGGAAAUCAAGAAGAAGACUCUAGCAGAGAGACACAAGCCACUGGCUAUAGAGAACCUGAGAGAGGAUGGCCUGAGAGAGAGAGCCAAGGAGAUGUGGGAAUGUAUCUACAAGCUGGAGUCAGAGAAAUUCGAUCUGACUGAGAAGAUGAGGAGGCAGAAGUAUGAGGUUAGCCGUUCAACUGAAAAUAUACGGAAUUUAAAAAAUUUACCAUUUGUGAGGUCAGAUUGUAUGUUUUUUUUCCUUUCAGAUCAACGUCCUCCUGAACCGAAUCCAACAUGCUCAGAAAUUCAAAAAGGUCCAUGGUAAGGGGAAGGUUGGAGGACGCUGGAAGUGAACUCACACAGGAGGCACAAAGAAACAAGAAGACAGUCCACGAUUGCAGCAGUUUUGCAGUGUUCAUCACUUAAGCUAAGAGAGAUAUAAGAGAUCUAUGUGUGGCAAUUACUGAAAUACAACCACUUGCAUUGGCAUCUGUAUUUAUUAAAAUGCAUGUAUACAUAACAUUUUCUAUCAGAAUCAUUCAAAAUGGAAAUCUGAUUAUUCUCCUGGAAAAUUCAAACAGCUACUACAAACAAAAAUGAAGUACUAUCUAUCUUCAUGAAGGAAAGAUAAAUUCUGUCUGCAUAAGAGCUGAUGAAAUGUGCUCUGAAGCAAUGUCAUCUUGCCUAUCAGUUGCAAAUUGUGAAGGUGAAGCUGCUGACAAUGGGGAGCAGAGUAAACCGCUCUGAUGACAUUAACAUUACCAUUAACCACCUUCACUUCUUCCGUGGUAUGAAAACAGCGUGGACAUCAUCAAUCUUCCCCUCAAGCCACGGUUCAAAUUCAGCCUCUAGAGCGAUGCGCAACACUUCCUUUGCAAAGCCUGCUUCCUGCACUUUGCUCAGAUCCAAAAUGUACCUGAGAUACACAGUGACACACAAACACAACUUCAAUGCAAAAACCAGUUACAAUUAUUAUUAAAUGUGAACAGUGAACUUAAAUAUAGGAUAUGUAACAGACAGGAAAUAUCAGAUACACACAAGCAAAUACUCUGCACCUGUGCAUUUCAUUGCCACUGUACUCUUGGUGACUGUACUGUCACCAUGGUAACAAGCCCUGUUACUAUAAAAACCCUCACUUGGCCAACUCCACGACGAGCACAGCGUCUGGUGCUGCAAUCUGUCUCAUUGUUGGGCCCAACUGGUGCACGCAGCUUUACAGCAUUGACAGAGAGGGAACAGAAACACAGGAAUUAAACAUAAUCAGCAGUUAUGUUAGUAUUCUGCUGUCCACUAUAUUUGUAUUUAUAUAUUUAAAUCUCUUAUUGCAUCUUUAUCUUUGUAAAAGAUCAGAGGAAAAGCUUUCACCUGGCAGAGAAGUAGAUUGAGUUGAAGAAGUGUGAAUAUUUCUGUUUUUGUGGCAGUUUGUGGAGUGAAUCCAUAGGCAGGAAGGUCACAGAGAUCCCAUUCAGACACAUCAAGUCUGAAAAGGAUUUGAGAAAAUGCAGUGCUGAAACCAUCUUUUUUACACUGUUACCGUUUUCUGUGUGCUAAACAUCAGAACAGCCUUCAGAAGGAUGCGAAGUGAACUGUCAUACACAUACCAAAACCUAAUUUGCAUUUACGCUUCUUUCAUGUAUUUAAACAUGUAAAUUAAAACACACUGAAAUAC
Messenger RNA from Dicentrarchus labrax (European seabass), 2572 nucleotides. Its product is annotated as troponin T, slow skeletal muscle-like. The transcript is spliced from 10 exons. Gene Ontology annotation, molecular function: troponin T binding; tropomyosin binding. The coding region runs from base 359 to 1228 and encodes 289 amino acids. The record is from RefSeq and is a predicted model, not a curated record. NCBI's taxonomy places the organism in Eukaryota, Metazoa, Chordata, Actinopteri, Moronidae. Gene Ontology annotation, biological process: slow-twitch skeletal muscle fiber contraction; sarcomere organization; regulation of muscle contraction. Gene Ontology annotation, cellular component: troponin complex.